Messenger RNA from Hymenoscyphus albidus, 1740 nucleotides. Lineage: Eukaryota; Fungi; Ascomycota; Leotiomycetes; Helotiales; Helotiaceae. The record is from the annotation of a GenBank genome assembly.
AUGCCACAAUACCGUGACGAUUUUGAGCUAGGGGUUUAUGACGAAGAGGCUUUCCACCGCCUGGGGAACCCGGAUCCAGAGCCUGACGCACCACUUCCACUCCUAGACAAUGCCAAUACCACACAACCACGGUGGUUACAGAAUACACCAACGACACUUCGUACUCGAUUUCAUCGCUUUGAUCGAAUAGUGAGAAGAAAAAUGGAAAAUGUACGGCCACGAUGGAUGAGCGAGCGACGAGCUUACAGUGCAGCCGAGGUCUUUACACCACAACUGACUGUAGGAUACGUAUUACUGUCCACCUUUUUUAUCUAUGUGUUGUAUUGCUAUAUCGUCGGAUCACCUCUUCUUGCUUCGAAACUACCCAAGUAUACUGGCAUGCAUCAGGUGGGCACAAUCGACCUCGAAGUUGCAGUCCAGGAGCCACGAGAGAUCAACCCUGCGGUUCUUAAAGACGGCAAGCCUGCGUUCAAACUCGAUACCGUACUGUUUAGUCUUUAUUUUCCCACCGAGAAAGAUGUUAAGAGCACUAGACCCAAACACAAGUGGUUUCCAAAACCAAUCAGCCUUAUAGCUGAAGGCUACUCUACAGCAGCCCAUUUCAAUAACUUCUUCGGGAGGCGUCUAUUUACUUUUGCACUCUGGGGAUUGGCAAGCAGCAUCCAUAUUCCUGCGAAGGUCGACGUACCUCUACUUGGCCAUUCUAAAGAAGGUGGUGACGAAGACCUUCAGCAGUAUUCAGUCGUGAUCUUUUCACACGGUGACGUGAGCUCUCGUACCGACUAUACUGCCUACUGCGGUGAGCUUGCAAGCAGAGGCGUCGUCGUUGCAGCCAUCGAACACCGAGACGGCAGCUGUCCGGGUUCUAUAGUACAUUUGCCGAACGGCAAGACGAAGAACGUGAGGCUGUUUCGGUCUGAUCAACUGGAACAGCAAAAAGAGCUGGAUGAAGAGGCCGUGAAUGAGGAUUGGAGAUUUCAAAAGCUCGAGUUUCGGGAUGCAGAAAUACGGGAGACGAUUUCGGUGUUACAAAGGCUACAUGCAGGCGAGGGAGAAGAGAUAUUCAAGGCGAAUUACCGCGAGGAGGGAAAAUAUUUGGGCGACUGGAAGGAUCGGUUAGACUUCUCACAUCUCGCCAUUGCCGGUCAUUCAUUUGGCGCAACAGGUGCAUUACAAGCUUUAAAAACUGCCAACAAAACGAUACUGAAUGAGGAAAAGGAUAUCAACCCUGCUAUAGGCGGCAUCAUCUUCGACCCUGGAAAAUCAUCCGGACGACUUAACACGAACAUCGACGUACCGCUCAUGAUAGUCCAUUCCGACUCCUGGUCCAAAGCACACACAAUAUUCUACGGUCGCCCGCACUUCGACACCGUUCGAGACAUUGCCCGCGAAGUACUUAAGCGUGUUGGAGCAACUUGGUUCAUGACCUCCAUGAAGACCUCCCAUCCUAGUAUCACAGACGCAUCUCUCAUCGAGCCUUUACUUCUUUCCUGGACCACCGGGGCAACCAUCAACGUAAAAGAGGGUCUGAGAGAGUAUGUUAGGGUCAGCAUGAAAUUUCUACAAUAUAUCAAGGAAGGCAAGCGGAAAGGAGUUCUUGAUAUUGGCGUCACUCAUGAGCAGUAUGGGAAUGACACGAGGACAGAUGAGCAAAAGAGCCGCAUGGGAAAAGGAAUCACAAAAUACUGGGAAGUUCAUGUUGCGCCGCCAGCUGGUUUUGCUGCUGAUGAUAUGAACUGA